AUGACUUGGUUAAAUGAAUGGUUUAAAGAACAAUUUCCAUCGUAUAAACUUGCCCUUAAACAUGCUGAUCCACGAACAAAAGAUUGGUUUUUAUUAUGGCGUGAUCCAGUUCCUGCAGUAACAUUAGCUUUGAUCUAUUUGGCAAUUGUCAUCAUUGGUCCACGUUAUAUGCGUCAUCGACAACCAUUUCAUAUUCCAUCAUCGAUACUUUUCAUUUAUAACAUGGCUUUGGUCGUUCUUUCAGCUUAUAUGGUCGAAGAACUUGUUGUUGGUCUUUAUCUUCGUAAAUAUAAUCUUUUUUGUCAAAGAAUGGUUGUUACAACGGAUAAAAAUGAAAUGAAAAUAACCAAUGCAUUGUGGUUUUAUUUUUUCUCCAAAGCGAUUGAAUUUAUGGAUACAAUAUUUAUGGUUGUUCGAAAACGAUUCACACAAAUUACAUUUCUUCAUGUCUUUCAUCAUUCAACAAUGUUAAUUAUUUGGUGGAUUGUAAUGACAUGGAUUCCCGGUGGACAAGCAUGGUUAGGACCAGUUUUAAAUUCAACUGUUCAUGUAUUUAUGUAUGCGUAUUAUGGUUUAUCUGUUAUUCCUUCAUUACGUGAUAAACUCUGGUGGAAACGAUAUAUCACCAUGUUUCAAUUGAUUCAAUUCGUACUUAUAUUUACUCAUACGUUCACUGGUCUUUUACGUGGUUGUGAUUAUCCACGAUGGGGUCAAAUUAUGUUGAGUACUUAUAUGAUAAUCAUGUUACUUCUUUUUACAAAUUUUUAUAUUCAUGAAUAUGUGACAAGAAGUAAUGAUGUUAAACGUCGAAAACUUAAAACAAAUCAAAUCAAUCAAUCAACUGAUGAUCAAUCAACAAAUAAAUCAUCAAAACAAAAUGGUGUUACAAAGAAACAUCAUUAA
Adineta ricciae is the source of this 903-nucleotide messenger RNA. Lineage: Eukaryota; Metazoa; Rotifera; Eurotatoria; Adinetida; Adinetidae. The record is from the annotation of a GenBank genome assembly.